This is a messenger RNA of Nanorana parkeri, 3740 nucleotides long. It is a transcript of the gene ZC3H18, whose product is annotated as zinc finger CCCH-type containing 18. Bases 147 to 3650 code for a protein of 1167 amino acids. NCBI's taxonomy places the organism in Eukaryota, Metazoa, Chordata, Amphibia, Anura, Dicroglossidae. The record is from RefSeq and is a predicted model, not a curated record. Gene Ontology annotation, molecular function: metal ion binding. The transcript has 21 exons.
GGUAAGAGACUGAGUAGGUGUCGCGCGUUGAUGACGUAGGCGGAGGCCGCGCCAGCAACAGCAGCAGCGGGAUCCGGUGAAUCGUCGCCCCGGUGGAGUGAGCGAGGAGCCCGGCCCCAUCUCCUCCUCUCAGGUACGUUUGACCCAUGGCUGCUGCCGACAGUCCUGAACGAGAUCCCCUUUCUCCUGAGGAAAUCCCACCUGACCUGACAGACGACGAAGAUGAGGACAGAGACCUCUCAUCGGACCAUGACCUGGACAGAGACCUCUCAUCGGACCAUGACCUGGACAGAGAUGAGAACAGUAGCGAUUUGCUGAUCAAUAAACGUUCCCCUGAGGAUGGGGCCUAUCCGGAGUCCAACUCCCCCAUGCCAUGGGAGAACCCUUCCCCAAAAGCUGUCGAUAGUGAUUCCUUAGAUAUUAAAGGUUCUCCCGAUGACCCAGCCUCCCCGGAACCCGGCUCUCCCAUGCCGUGGGAUGAUGCUUCUCCCAAAACCCCCUACGGCGAUUUCCUAGACGAUAAAGGUUCCCCCGAUUACAGGGCCUCCCCGGAACCGAACUCGCCCAUGCCGUGGGAUAAUCUUUCUCCAAAAGCUGAUACAGAAGAAAGAGACCUAUCAGAUUUCAUCUCUAAAGCCAUCGAUGCCUCCCCAACGGAGGACGGAGGACCGGACAUUUCUACCAAGGACAAUCCGGACUCUCCCAUUAAUCUUGAAGAACCAGAAGGAAGCCCCGUCAAGUCUCCUCUCUUGGACGACGACGAUCGCCUGAGUGAGAUCAAAUCUCCCGCCUCCGGCAGCGAGCCGACCCGAGGCGAGCGCCGUUCUCCCGCUGCCCGUCAGGACGAGGACCCAAGCAACGACCUGAGGGAUGAGGCCUCCUCGGUCAUGCGGGAACUGGAUGAACACGAACUGGAUUAUGACGAGGAGGUCCCAGAGGAACCAGCCGGCCCGAACCAAGAGGACGAAUCGGAGAAACUCGGAGGAGACGAUGAAGAUGAGAAAGACGAUAAAGACAAAGAUGACUCUCGUGUGGAGGCCAAGGAGUCCACCAAUGAGCAGAAAGACAGGGAGGUUCCAAAAGAUAAAAAGAAAGAGGAGGACGAUGGAGAGAUCGAUGAAGGGGAGAUUGAUGAUGAUGAUCUGGAGGAAGGGGAGGUGAAGGAUCCCAACGACAGGAAAACCAGACCGCGAAUGACCUGCCGAUUCUUCAUGAAAGGCAAUUGCACAUGGGGCAUGAGCUGUCGGUUUAUACACCCCGGGAUGAAUGAUAAGGGGAAUUAUUCUCUGAUAUCUAAACCUGACCCGUUUUCCCCCAACGGCACCGCCCCCGGCGUGGCUCAGCUGCCUCAGAACCCUUGGGGGGCUCCAGUCACCGAGGAGCUUCUCCCUCCCCCUGUUCUGGAACCGCCAGCAGAGAGCGCCUGGGAGAGAGGACUUCGACAUGCUAAGGAGGUGUUGAAGAAAGCCACCAUUCGGAAGGAGCAGGAGCCGGACUUCGAGGAGAAGCGUCUGACGGUCACCAUCGGAGAAGACGAGCGAGACUUAGAUAAAGAAAAUGAUUACUUCCGGGACUGGAACUACCGAAUCACAAGAGAAGUGCGAGAAACCGGGGAAGUGGAGUUUAGAGAAACGAUCACACACGGGGACCCGUACCCAGAUCCGUACUAUGACAUAGAGAUGGACCGAUAUUGGCGAGGUGGGCAGUACGAGAAUUUCCGCGUGCAGUACACAGAAUCGGAGCCGUACCGCUAUCGAGAAAGGGAGAGGGAAAGAGAUAGAGACAGACAGAGAGACAGAGACCGGGAUCGAGACCGAGAGCGACGCCAGCGAGAGAGAGAACGCGAGCGGGAGAGAGAGAAAGACCGCCAGAAGCGGAAAGAUGAAUGGGAGCGUGACCGGAGUAAGCGGGACGAGAAGGAAAGACAGAAGGAGAGAGAAAAGGACAAAGAGAAGGAAAAGAAGGUUCGGUCUCCUCUACUGCCCAGUCGCACCAAUGACACGCCGAAGAAAGAGUCCCCCUCCGUUCCUCCAACAGGUGCUAACCCUACUGCUUCUGCUGCCGCCGCCGCUGCUCCCGCAGCUGGCGGCCCCCCAUCGGUCAAACGUGCGGAUGAGUGGAAGGACCCUUGGCGACGAUCAAAAUCCCCGAAGAAGAAGCUCGGUAAUUCCGGCUCACCCAGCCGAGGCCGCAGGCGACGUCGCACCUCUGCUUCCACCGAGUCCGGCUCCAAUUCCUCCCGGUCCUCCUCGCGGUCGUCCUCCUAUUCCGGUUCCGGAUCUUCACGUUCCAGAUCAUCCUCCUACAGCUCGUACUCCAGCCGUUCCUCGCGGCACAGCUCCUUCUCCGGCAGCCGGUCCAGGUGGUGUGAUUUUCUUAUCUUCAUUGAAAAAAAAACUCCCUCGCCAGCGCCCUCACCGCACAAAGCCUCCGCUAAAAGCAAAGGGGACACUGUCUCCGCACCUAAAGGAGACAAACCAAAUGUGAAGAAAGCUGCCCCUCCCGCAGUACCCGUAGCGGCGGUAAAACCUGUAAAAGUCGGAGCAGAGCCACCUAAAACCAGUGAAAACAGAAUUGGACGAGCCAAGGAGACGAAGAAGAAAGUUCCACCCAGAAGGAGAACGGUAAGCGGCAGCAUCAGCGGCAGCAGCUACAGCGGCUCCAGUUCUAGGUCCGGAUCCCGAACAUUGUCCUCUGGAUCUUCAUCGGCCACCGCUUCACCUUCUCCAUCCGCGUCCCGAAAAUCCAGGAAGUCCAGGUCGCUCAGCGUAAGCAGCGUCUCAUCUGUCUCCAGCGUUUCCUCCAGCAGCAGUUCUGUGCGUAGCGCCGACUCGGAGGACAUGUACGCCGACCUCGCCAGCCCCAUCUCCUCGGCAAGCUCGCCCUCACUGACCCCAUCACUGCAAAAGAAAGAAAAAGGUUCUGCCGACAAAACCAAAAAGGAGGGCCAGCGGCCUAAAGAGGACAAGCGAGUUCGGGAGGAUGACAAGCGAGUUCGGGAGGAUGACAAGCGAGUUCGGGAGGAUGACAAGCGCGCUCGGGAAGAGGACAAGCGAGCUCGGGAAGAGGACAAGCGGGUUCGGGAAGAGGACAAGCGAGCUCGGGAUCCCGCCGUACAGACCACGAAAGCAGCCGCCACUGCAAAACCGCCGAAGCCAGUUAGUGGUCCAAAAAUAUCCGCUCAACCAGCCGCCCCUCCGCCGGCCCUGAGCGGCUUCAGCGCUCACAAGGAAAUCAAAUUGACUCUGCUUAGCAAGGGCACGGAUAAAGGGAGUAGGAAGAGAUAUGAACCUUCCGAUAAAGACCGGCCGAGUUCACCGCCUGCCAAAAAGUCCAACCUGUCCCCAGAUCGGGCGCAAGACCGCAAACCGCCCGGGAAGCCCCCGUCACCGAAACCGGAGCGCCAGCGGGUUCCAAACACCAAGCCAUACCCCAUGCUGCCCGACAGGAAACGUCCGUCUUCUCCGCCUCCGAAGAGCUCCAGCAAAGUCACCAGCAUCCCCGGAAAAGCUCCAGAGGCCGCCCCGGCCGCCGGCGCCAAGCCCGGGAAAUCCAGCACGUUGUCACGCAGGGAGGAACUUCUCAAACAGCUCAAGGCUGUGGAGGACGCCAUCGCUCGCAAGCGGGCCAAGAUACCCGGCAAAGCGUAGCGAGGACAGAGGCCAGCCCGCCAUCCGGAAUCUUCCCGGGAACCACGAGUCUCAGCACACCUCGCAGCGCAGGCCGGGACUUUCAUGUUC